This is a messenger RNA of Myiozetetes cayanensis, 3368 nucleotides long. RefSeq lists its product as uncharacterized. The transcript has 2 exons. The record is from RefSeq and is a predicted model, not a curated record. Bases 76 to 1047 code for a protein of 323 amino acids. Lineage: Eukaryota; Metazoa; Chordata; Aves; Passeriformes; Tyrannidae.
AUCCUCCCAGCCCUACGCUUGGAAUUCCUUUUCCCGCCCCCGUGCGUUAUUCCAGGGGUUCACCCUCCUCCCGAAAUGCUGAUCAGGGAAUGCCCCCUGCUCUCCCCGCUCCCUCUGCCCGAUCCCGCGGAGCUCACGGAUGCACUGGAGCGUGGGGUGUGUCCACGCGGGCCGGGCGGAGCCGUCCCGCAGGAUGCACUGGAUGAGGUUGGAAGUGCCGGCUUUCCUCUUGUAGCCCGGGUCGCAGGAGUAGCGCAGGAGCGAGUGCAGCCCCGUGCUGUUCCCAGCCUCGAUGUGCGCGUUGGCCACGGCCUUGGGGCGGCUGCAUCGCGCUGGAGAGGGAUGGAAAACGCCUGGAAUCGCAGCCGGGACACCGGGAAACCGCCGGGAACGUCCCUGGGAGCGGCCGAGCCCGGGCGGGAGCGACCCGGGAGAGCGGAACGUCCGUGCCCGUGCCUGGAGCUGGGCGGGCUCUGUGGUCCCUCCCAACCCAAACCGCGCCGCGAUUCCAUGAAAUCCUGGCUAGGGGGUGGAUACAGAGAUUGGAUGCUACCCCCAGGGCUGGGAGAGCCUCAUCCAGCCUCCGGAAAUAAUCCGGGAUGGCUGUGCCUGGACGCAGGAAUUAGAAAGGGAAAACUGUCCCUGGCAUCCUUGUGGUCACCUGGAGCAGCUCCUCCAGGGAAUGGGAAAGGGAAAACUGUUUCCAGCAUUUCUGCGGUCACCUGGAGCAGCUCCUCCAGGGAAUGGGAAAGGGAAAACUCAGCUUUUGGAAUCUUUGUGGUCACUUGGAGCAGCUCCUCCAUCCACCAAAGACUUUGUGGAAUUCCAUCCCCGUUUCAGACCAUUCCAGGACAGCGGCCCCGGCUCCAUCCGGCCCCGAGCUGCUGCAUUUCACCACCCCUGCUUCCUGCCUUCGUUUUCCAGCUGGACAUGAAAAAUUCCAGACACUACACGAGUCCUCCAGCCUGUUCCCAGGGGUUUUCCCCCACUCUAGAGGCUUCAGCUGGAAUCCAGCAUCCCGGGAUUGGGGGUUAUGGCUUUGCCUGAGGCUGAUUUCCCAGCAGGCUGCUGGGAGGAAGUUUCCCAGUUGCUCCAAGGUUGUGCCAGCACAUUCCCUGCUGGAGCUCCCUUGGGAAUGGCUCAUCCCUGGCUGCUGGAGGCGCCUGUAUCCCGAUGGGAGAGAGAUCCCAAACGCUGCCGCUGAGGAGGAGCUGAUUCUGGCCGCUGGAAUUCCAGGAUGUUGGGAAGCAAAGCACUGGGAACAAGGCCAGGAGGGCCCGGACGUGGAGGUGCUGCCCUGGGAUGUCGUUCCACGUCCGUGGGGAUGUCCCGGGGAAUCCACGCUGGGAAAACCUGACUGAGCCCCUUGGAAAGCCGUCACCAAAAAAAAGGCUGGGAAAAGAGGAAUUUCGGAGGUCUGGCCCCAGCACUGGAGAGUUCAUGAGAAACGCCACAAUCAUGGAGAGAAACCAAACUGUACCGUGUUUCAACAGAAAAAUGGUUACAGUGUUUUUAUAAAUAUUUUUGGAAAGCAGGAGAGGACGGGACUGUGGGAUGCAGCAGCACAUCCCAAAUUAUCCAGCACCUCAACUGGAAGCCAUAAACACCAAAUUCCUGUUCUCCAGCUCCCCCUAAAACCACGUCUUCUGCCCCAAGCGGGUCCUCAGUGCACCAGCACUGCCAGGAAUGUUGUCCCAAGGGCCGGGAUUGGUGCUCAGGGGGCAUUGGCCCCAGGGAAGGAUAUUUUUAGUGGCUGUUCCCAGCACUGGCAGCUCUUCCCACUUAUUUUUGGAUGUUCCUCAGCCCUCGCCGCUCCCGUCACCUCGUUAUUGAUAGGGAUAAAUUCAUUUUCCAGGGCUUUGGCAGCAGAUGGGAGCCUGCAGAGGAGGCAGCCCUGAACUGUCCCGAGGCUCUGUGCUCCCUUCCAGCUGGAUUUCCACACAAAUCCUUCCCACUCCCUGCAUUUUCCAUCUCUUAAAUGUUUCCUGACGGUCCUGGGGCUGCCGGAGGCUGCUGGGGGUUCUUGGAAUCGCUGCUCAAGGAUGGGACUUUUCCCACAGCUGCUGCGUGCAGGGAAGGGGCUGGAGAACUCCUGAGGGAGCAGUGCCGGGUUAACCAUUGGACUCCACGGCCUUAAAAGUCCUUUCCAGCUCAGUGCUCCAGGGAUCCCAUCAUUUGGUGCUCUGGGAGAGGCCAGAGGUGAUGGGACACUCCCAGUCCAGCAGCCACGGACAGGGCACAUCCCACGGGAAACCCACAGAGCCCACCCGGGGUGAAAUCCCACAGGAAUACAGCUCCCAUAGGAUACAGCUCCCAUGGGAUACAGCUCCAAUGGGAUACAGCUCCCACUGGGAUACAGCUCCCACGGGAUACAGCUCCUACAGGAUACAGCUCCCAUAGGAUACAGCUCCCAUGGGAUACAGCUCCAAUGGGAUACAGCUCCAAUGGGAUACAGCUCCCACAGGGAUACAGCUCUAAUGGGAUACAGCUCCCACGGAUCCACCGCCUACACCCCCCCAGCUUCCCUGGACAUGGAGAGAGGAGGGUCGGGAAUGCAGCAGGGAGGGCACCGAGAGCUGCCAGGGGAACACGGGGGGGGCACCCCGAGCUGCAACUGCGGCACCCAGGGAGCCCUUUGGGCCUCCGGGGAACAGGGUGGGCACCCCAGGGAGGGGCAGGGACACCCCCAGGGGAGCUGGGCUGUCCCACGGAGGGGCAGGGACACCCCCAGGGGAGCUGGGCUGUCCAGGGAGCAGCCUGGGAACCCAAGGAAGCGGAGUGGGCACCCCAGGGAUGGCGUGGGCACCCUGGGAGGGAGGAUGGGCACCCUGGGAGGGAGGAUGGGCACUCACAGUGGGAGCUGGAGUAGCCCAGAGAGUGGCCUGGGCACCCUGGGAAGCAGAGCUAGCUUCCCCAGGGAGCAGAGCAGGAACCCUGGGAAGUGGCCUGGGCAUCCCAGGAAGCAGAGUGGGCACCCCAGGGAUGGUGUGGGCACCCCAGGGAUGGCCUGGGCACCCUCAGGAACAGUGUUGGCACCCCAAGUGGGGGCUCAGGGAGCCCAGGGAAUGGCGUGGGUACCCCAGGAAGCAGAGUAGGCUCCUCACGGAGCGGGGCAGGCAUUCCAGGGAGCACUGUGGGCAUCCCAGGAAAAGGAGUGGGCACCCCAGGGACAGAAUGGGCACCCCAGGGGUAGUGUGGGCACCCCCCAGAAUAGCGUGGGCACCCCAGGGAGUAGUGUGGAUACCCCAGGAUGAGGAGCAGAGCCGGCAGUAGCCUGGGCAUCCCAGGAAAGGAUUGGGCACCCCGGGAAGGAGUGGACACCCGGGGAAGGAGUGAGCACCCGGGGAAGGAUUGGGCACCCGGGGAAG